Messenger RNA from Racocetra persica, 617 nucleotides. The record is from the annotation of a GenBank genome assembly. NCBI's taxonomy places the organism in Eukaryota, Fungi, Glomeromycota, Glomeromycetes, Diversisporales, Gigasporaceae.
CAGAUAAAUUUUCUGAUUUAUCAAAAAAUAAAGAAAAAAUAGAAGUUGAAUUUCCAGAAUUAAAUGUUGUUGAAGAGAUGGUAGGUGUUAUUAGUAGAACGAUUCAACCUAUAAAUUUUGAUUCAGCAAGAGAAAGACAACGUGAAAAUUACAAUAAGUGGACAAGAAUAUUAAAGAGUAUGAAAGAUGAAAUGAAUAUUAAUAACCUUGAAGAUGGAAAUAAUUGGGAUCAAAUGAUACAAUAUUUUGAUUGGAGUAUAUUACCAAAUAAUUAUCAACAGAUGACACAAUUAUAUCGUAUGAUAUUGUAUUAUAAAAAAAUGUUAGAAAGAGUUCUUGCGAAUCUACAAAUAACUUACGAAUAUACUCAAACUAUAUUAAUAACCAAUAACAUUAAACCAAAUACAGAAGAAGAUAUAAUAGUAAGAAGAUUAAAUCAUGUUAGAUGGAUGUUUCAACAAAUACAUACUGGUUUUGCUAUGACUAAAAUAGUUAAUGAUGCAAAAAUAUUAUAUGAUAGAUGGAAUGUUUACAUUUCAGCUAAUAUAGAUGAUGAUAAUUAUUUUCAGUAUAAAAGUAAAACAGAAGAAUAUUUAGCAAUGAUAUUUGCAGAAUAG